Molecule: messenger RNA, 793 nt
Organism: Drosophila hydei
Lineage: Eukaryota; Metazoa; Arthropoda; Insecta; Diptera; Drosophilidae
Product: microtubule-associated protein Jupiter-like
Exons: 2
Coding region: 414-638 (74 amino acids)
Source: RefSeq, a predicted model, not a curated record
AAAUUGUGAACAAUCUCAGUGUAUAUUCAGCAUUCCAUAGCAUUCGUCUAUUUAAUGCUACGGAAAAGCAGAAUCCAAAAAAAAAAUAAUACACACAGCUCGAGGAGUCGUUGACAUCAACUUUUCUCACUAAUUCAACAAUAUUUGAACGUUGGUUAACAAUUGUAUAUAUUUAAUAAAAACGUGUGCUUGAUUCAACGUCGUUUGGCCGAAACGGCCCGAAUUAAUUUUAAACAAAACGCAAAACGUCAACUGCGAAGAAUUCAAAUUUCUGUAUUUAUUUUCAUUUGGCUUUGAUAGAGAGAAGCCGCUGGCGCUCUAGUCCAAAUUGUUUGCUCGCCAAACAUAAGGUAAAUUUAUAUAUAUAUUUUUGAUCUGGCAACAAGGACUGUUUGAAGUGCAGCUGCCACGCCAUGGCUGACAAGGAGCCGAAGAUUGACUUGAACGACAAGGAUUUGGCUUCGCGCAAUCCCAUUACUGGCAUGGGUCUGAACGGAGAUGGGGUCGGUGGCCUAAAGCCCAAGAUUGCCAAGAGCCGAGCGGGCAACCCGGUUACUGGCGAGGGCUACAGCUCGGGUCACACCGACAUGGAGGUGCUGCGAAAGAUUAGUCGUCGUCCUGGUCCGCUUUCCAAUUAGUUUUUUUUUAUUUGUCAUUAAAGCAAGAAGAAUUAAAAAAGAAGACGCCACUACAUACGACCCAUGCCGAGUUUCCUUUGUUAAACAACACCACGCCGUUUGACAUUUUCCAUAUACGAUUUUGCUGCGGAAGACGAAAUAAAAAAUUGGACUUA